This is a messenger RNA of Bicyclus anynana (squinting bush brown), 2454 nucleotides long. It is a transcript of the gene TBCC, whose product is annotated as tubulin-specific chaperone C. The transcript has 3 exons. Gene Ontology annotation, molecular function: tubulin binding. The record is from RefSeq and is a predicted model, not a curated record. Gene Ontology annotation, biological process: tubulin complex assembly; post-chaperonin tubulin folding pathway. Bases 135 to 1304 code for a protein of 389 amino acids. Lineage: Eukaryota; Metazoa; Arthropoda; Insecta; Lepidoptera; Nymphalidae. Gene Ontology annotation, cellular component: cytoplasm.
GCUUGUAUAUGCACAAGAACUACAACUGGGUGCUGGAAGGUUAUUACACCCUCGGUGAAAGGAUCGGAGGGCACAAAACCAGAGAUCUUGAUUACAAAGUUUGGACCAACGAAGGCAAGAUAUAACCCGGUGAGAUGAACAUUGCAGCUAGGUCCCUCUUCUGGGUUGUCACCUUUGGGACAAUUGGCUUCGGCCUCUUCACAUUUGUCAAACCUGAUGAUGAACUUCUUAAAAAGUUUGAUGAAGGCUCUAAAUUUACCGAUGCUAGAAGAGUAAGUCACGAAACUGUGAAAGUUUUGAAGGAAGCUGCCAACCCUGACUCUGAUAUUAAAAGACUGAGCAGGCGUGAUGCUCAGCGAUUAGAGAAACUGCAAAAAGCGCACAAGGCGAGGGAGGAAGUUGAUGCUACCAAUGAAAAUGAAGAUUACUUCUCAGGAGCCUUUAAAAUACGAUCCGAGACAAUUGAAGAGCUAUUAUCGCAAAUACCCACAUUAGAAACGCACGUCUUGCCUCAGCAUUUCGACAAUAUCAAGCAUGAAGUCAACGAAUUACAGAAGUUUGUUGUCACAUCCUCAUUUUUCCUCAAAGAGUUCAACAUGCGCAAAUAUUUAGGCAUUGUGGCUAACUUGCAAACAAAAUGCUACGAAUUAGAAGAUAGAUAUGUCCCUCGUAAGAAAUUUGGUUUCACUAGAAAGAAACUACCCAAAAGUCACAAUCAAAAACAAACUUCAAUUGAUGAGAACGAUGGUGCAGGCAAGACAGAUAGUAACAAAUGGGACGAUAAACUGUUUGGUUUUGAUUCUCAGGAGGACAAAGUUUUAUCAUUAGAAAACGAGGAGUUGUUUCAACGUGACGUUGCAUUGAGAAAUUUGAAAAACUGUACCAUCGGUUUGAAAGGAGUUAUGGGAACUUUGCAUUUAACUAACUUAGAUAAUUGUAUAGUGCUUUCUGGACCAGUCACGUCGUCAGUUUUUAUUGAGAAGUGCACAAAUUGUAAGAUAGUUACGGCGUGUCAGCAGCUGAGGAUGCACAGUUCAAUGAAAUGUGACAUUUAUUUGCACGUGACGAGUAAAGGUAUUGUCGAGGACUGUUCAGACAUUCGCACUGCACCAUACAAUUUGCAUUAUGAGGAUCUCGAGAAGCACUUCAACAUGUCCUCGUUAAAUAGGAAUAGCAAUAACUGGGAUCGUUUGGACGAUUUUAAUUGGCUAGCACCUGACGUUCCCUCGCCUAAUUGGUCAAUUCUUGAUAUUUCGCAGCGUGUGUGCAAUUGGAAUGAUUGGUGGUCAAAAACACCAUUAUAAUAUUUAUUGUAGAAGUAAUUUUCAUUUAAACCUUUGGAUUUGAUAUCUUCCUUACUGGAUAAGAAUUACAUUAUUGCAAAUACACAGUGCCUAAUUUUAUUUGUAUAACAUUCAAAUACAGGACAGAUUUGUAUUAAAGAUUAAAAAAAAACACACAAAGACUAACUUAGUCUGUGAAUAAGACUUAAAAAUUAAUUAAUUAUCUAUAAAAAUGUAAUUAAGAGUACCUGUUCAUGAAGAAUAAAACAUUUUGUUAAUAUAUUUUGUUUACAAGAUUUUAUAAUUAAGACGAAUAUAUAUUGAAAUUGUACUACAGAAGAAAAAUGUUGAAAAAAAGACCCUUGUGUCUAUCACAAAAUUCUUAUAUUUAUACUUAGUGAAGGAUAUCUAUAAUUUUUUUUUUUUAAUUUUCACACGCAGUUUUGAAUUGCGACAUAUUUGUAUUUUAUGAACGGGUGCUCUUAAAAUUUAAACUGGCCGCACAUCUAAGAGCACACACGACUAAUAAAUUAUAAAUUAUUAACUACUUUUUGCGCGUUCACGCAUCUAGGCAAAGUGAACUUAACCUUUGACUAAUUUGAAUAAUUGAUAUGACUUUAAAUUUUUAUUUUCGUGUCUCAGAUUUAUAUUUUCAGGGAUAAAUUAAAAAAAAAUCAAUUUAUUUCAUGUUGGCUUCGUUUACAAACACUUUUAAAGCGUCAAGUUUGACUAUUUUUAGUGACUACCACCAGUUCAGAAGUCUCUACAAAUAGUCAAACUUGACUAUUUGUCUACUAUUGAAAAUAAAUGAAUUGUGAUUUUUUUUAAUUUGAAGUUUUUUAUAUAUUCCAGUAUUUGUAAAAAACGGAAUUUCACGCCGAGUUGAAGGCGUCUGCUUGUUUAAAGAUAAAUGUGUCAGCGUUGCUAUUAGAUGUGAGGUCUCCUUUAUACUCCAUUUAAUUUUUUUUAAUAAUAAACUUUUCUUACACUAUUAUCCCUCAGCCCAAAAGGUUUAUUGUAAUCAACUUUCUUAGUUAAUUGGUCAGAUGUUACAUCAGUAACCAAUAAUUUAGAAUAAAUUGUGUAGGUAUAUAAAGACAAUUGCGUAGUUAACACAAUAUAGAUGCUUUUAUUAAAUUUAAUAUUUAUGAAUAAAGAGUUUUGUAAUAUU